AUGAAUUAGUAAUUGCUGUCUGAGAAAUUGCAAUUGAGUGGAUUGAAAAUUGAAUCAUGUGGAUUUAUUAGGACAUUUGAUUAUCUUAGGAAUUUGAAGUUGUAAGAUGAAAUUCGGAUUGAGGAUAUUGGUGCACAUAAUAUCUAUAAAUUUAGUGUUAGAAUAUUAAAUCAGUAAUAUAUCAUAAGGAGAAGGGUGAAGGAUUUCUAGUAGUUGGAAUCAACGACAAAUCCUGAUCCGCUUUUUUUAUUCAAAAAAAGAGAAGUAAUAAAAGAAAGUAUGGAAGAUUAACCCAAAGAGAAAUAAUAAAUUUUGUUCAAUUUUUUGAAGUCAUUUCUGCAGAGUGAAAAUUUGAAUGAGCUAACUCAAGAGGUUUUAAAGUUUUUUGAGAUUUCUGAAGUGGAGUAUGGCGAUUUCAAAAAGUUCAAGGAAUGCACCUUAAAAAAGAGAGCAGGAGGAAGAUUCUCCGAAAGUAGAUGCACCAGAUGCGGAACCCUCUGGGGAAGAUGGUCAAAAAGAUAUUUCUAUAUAUCGAAUAAUGGAGUGAUGUAUUGUAAGGGUCCCUUCGGACAAAGAGCAUAGAUGAGAGAAUAAUUGGUGUUUGAUUACAAUUUUCGAAUGAAAUAUGGUAAGGCAGGAACUGGUUACAAUCGAGGUAUCAAAUUAGAGUUCGCGACAAGACAUCUAUUGCUUGUUGCCCCUGAUUACUUCACUUAUACAGAAUUCUUAACAGCAUUAAACCAAGCAUAAUAGUGCUGUCCUUACAUGCAGCUCCAUAGAUUCAAUUCCUUUGCCCCCAUAAAGGAUAGUCAUUGCAAAUGGUACAUCGACGGAGAGGGGUAUUUCAGCGAUGUGAUGACUGCCUUGUUGAGUGCCAAGGAAUAUGUAUAUAUUACUGAUUGGUGGAUGAGUCCAGAUCUCUACUUAAGGAGACCCAUAGCCAUAGAUUAAAAUGAUUAAAUAAAUUAGGAUUCCAGAUUGGAUAGGAUCCUCAAGAAGAUUGCAGAUAGGGGAGUGGCCGUCUACAUCUUAAUGUAUUUAGAGCCCACCAUAGCAUUAAAGCAUGAUUCAAAUCACACUAAACUUUUCCUUGAAAGACUGUCUCAAAAUAUCAUAGUCUUAAGACAUCCCUCACCUAUGCCUUAAUUAUGGAGUCAUCAUGAGAAGAUUGUGGUUGUAGAUGGAUCAGUGGGAUUUAUGGGAGGCCUCGAUUUGUGUUUUGGCAGAAUGGACACUCAAUAGCAUUUACUCACUGAUUUGGAUGUGAGGAAACAGUUCUGGCCAGGGAUUGAUUAUGCAAAUAAUAGAAUGAAGGAUUUUGAGAGUGUUCACAAAAGUGGAGAGAGCUAAAUCAACAGGAGUGAUCCUAGGAUGCCUUGGCAUGAUAUUGCAGUCAAAGUAAGUGGAUAAUCAGUUAGUGAUUUAGUCAGACAUUUCGAAUAGUAUUGGAAUCACGUUAUGAUUAGUCAGAAUUUUUAAAAGAGAAUACAACAUUAAUUAUAAGGAAAUGCUAAAAAUCCAAGCAAUUAUUAUAAAAUCUAAGAUGCUCAAUUGCAAACUACCCAUGAUACUUUCUUCUAAAAAUAUAAGAAUGAAAUCAGGGAGGAGUAUCAAUGUUAGGUUCCAGAAGAAGAGUUCAAAGAUAAUUUGGAGAAGGCGAUUACAAAAUCUUAUAAUCCAAAACAAAGGUUGUCAGCCAUUUUCCCCAAUAAACAAUAAUGUAAUAAGGACUUUAUGGAAAUUCUUGAGAAAAUUCAUGGAUAAAAGUAAGAAGAUGAGGAAGAUUUCGAAGAGAGUAUUGUGCCGAUAAAUAAACAAUUUCGAUCAAGCAUUAUGAUUCAACCUAAAUUGUAGAUUGUCUACGAGAAGGGAGAAUGUCAGACUUAAAUUUUGAGAUCAGCAUCAAAUUGGUCAAUUGGUUGCUCUCCUGCCAACACUGAAUUCUCUAUUCAAAUUGCUUAUACUCAUCUUAUAUCAGAAGCUCAAAAUUUCAUUUACAUUGAAAAUCAAUUCUUCAUUAGUGCUGUCGAUGACAAUCACAAGACCUUAGAAAAUAAAGUAGCUUUGGCUCUAGUUCAGAGAAUCAAAAAGGCAGCCCUAAAAAAAGAGAAAUUCAAAGUGAUAGUAUUCUUGCCUUUAUUACCUGGCUUUGCUGGAGAAAUUGACAAGGAUUCUGCAGUUUUGAAGGUCUAAUUGCAUUGGGAAUAUUAGACAAUUAGUAGAGGAGGGAACUCCAUUCUUGAGACACUUAAAAAGGAUGCCAACAUUUAAGAUCCUAGUGAAUAUAUUGAAUUUUAUUCAUUGAGAACACACACCAAGAUUUUGGAUGUUCCGAAAACUGAAUAAAUUUAUAUUCAUUCUAAACUUAUGAUUGUUGAUGAUGAAUAUGCUCUUAUCGGAUCUGCAAAUAUCAAUGAUCGAAGUUUGGUUGGAAAUCGAGAUUCAGAAAUUGCAAUUGUCAUUUAUGAUAAUAAAAAAAAGAGAUCCAUGAUGGGCGGUGAAGUUGUGGGAAGGUCUAUAUUUGCUUAGGAGUUAAGGACUUCCCUCUACAUGGAACAUUUCGGAUUAACAUAUGAAUAAGUCAUAGAUCCUUUGAGUCCAGAAUUAGAACAACUAAUUAGAUAUAAUACUCGUAGAAACACAAUUAUAUAUAGAUAAGUAUUUGCAUGUUACCCUGAUGAUUAUAUUAAAUCAUUGAAUGACUAUUAAACUUUUAAAUCUUAAGGAGACCUUUCCAAAUAUGAUUAAUUAUCUUAAUAAAUUGUAGGUCAUGCCGUUGAAUUCCCCUUAGAAUUUUUAUGCAAAGAGGAUUUGACAAUUAAAAUCUUGAGUAUGGAAAUUAUCGUUCCAGAAAUCAAUUUUACAUGA
Molecule: messenger RNA, 2868 nt
Organism: Paramecium tetraurelia
Lineage: Eukaryota; Ciliophora; Oligohymenophorea; Peniculida; Parameciidae
Exons: 3
Biological process (GO): phosphatidic acid biosynthetic process; phospholipid catabolic process; intracellular signal transduction
Cellular component (GO): plasma membrane
Molecular function (GO): D-type glycerophospholipase activity
Source: RefSeq, a predicted model, not a curated record